Messenger RNA from Chilo suppressalis (striped riceborer), 2488 nucleotides. NCBI's taxonomy places the organism in Eukaryota, Metazoa, Arthropoda, Insecta, Lepidoptera, Crambidae. The record is from the annotation of a GenBank genome assembly.
CUCUUUGAUAAUCAUCUAUCAUUUUGUAUUGUGUUGUGUACUUCUUGUGUACUUAGCUUUUAUUUUUUAUCGCUUUAUUGAAAAAAAUGCUCACAAAAUGGUUAAUUAUCAUAUUAAUUUUUAUGAUUGUCGCGGUUGCAUCAUUCGAUAGAAAUAUCAACGUCGGCACCACACUGUUUUCUCGAGCGGAUCUUAAUAAAGUUGACUGGAGUGCCAUAGAAUUUGGACUGUUGAAAGCGAGAAGGUAUUUUCAAGACUUACUUCCAUCCGGCAGUUUCAUUGACACAGCAAACGAAGCCUACGUAAACAAACUUUUUAAAUACUUCAAAGAUACAUAUUCAACGAUAAAACGACAAACACCUAAUGAGACGGCGAACCAAGUAAUGACUAUAGCCUUCUCAGAUGCUGUUGGAGGCUAUGUAAAGUUUUGGGCCCUACCUGUUACUAAGCGUGGGUUUUACGGAGGAACUGUCUCCCAAAACAAUAUUAUGAAGCUAUCGCAAUUGUAUAACGAACUGAAAAAUUUUCUAGAGACAGAUGGUGAUGAAUGGAGAAGCCCAAACAAGAACCUUUUGCGGGACACAACAUUCAACGUUGCACCGCCUCAACAUGUAAGAAGAAGCAUGAAAGACCCUUGCAAGGAACUGGUUCUUGAGGAAAGCCCUUUCGGAUUGAUCAUUCCAGUUCCAAACGUACAUUGGGAAGACAGAUCGAACACAAUGUUCGUUCCUUUUAAAAAACAGUCCAUCAUACCUCUAGAAUCCCCUGAUUACCCUAACGCCCUGGUACAAUACUAUGAUAUUGCUAAGAACUGUAUAGAAGAAAACAAACCUGAUGCAAUAAACGAUUUCGAAGAAAGAUUCCAGACAUGGUUAACAAAGGAAGUUAUGCCUCAUCUAUGUGACGAAAACAUCUAUCUAGCACUAGGAAGCGUAUUAACAUUGGUUAAUAAAACACGAGAUUUAGGUCGUAAAUGCUAUCAUGCCAUGAACAGUAAAAUUGUAAUAGCAGGUUUCCCAAUCGAUUUUUCCUCAAAGAAGACAUUAUUUAUUCUUAUAAUUUUGAUUCUUGAGAUAGUUUGGUGUAUUCCCGCAUUGAUAUAUUUAGCGUGUUCAAGAAAGUCAAAAAAACGUAACUUUGAAGUUUCAGAUUGCUUAUGUUCCACUGAUUCUACUGACGACACACAUGCUAAUAACACGACAAAUAAAACGUUUAAUAACUUUAUUAAGGGACUACGAAAGAAAAAGCGUUGCUUUAAAUACACAGAAGAUUCGAGUUCAUUUCAAAGAGGUUUUAAAUUGGAACAGAAACCACGAGCAGAUAUUGUUAAUUUUGAGUCUGCCUCUAGUCCUCCAGAGCUAAAGUCUUCAGUCACUUCUAAAGCGGCAGUAAGUUUUGAACGCGAAGCUAAAAACGUUUCUUUGAAAUCUUCCAUGAAAAAAAUAUACAGUUCCCAUACAUCACGAUCACAGUAUAAUGUAUCAGUGAAACCAGGAAAAUCUAAAUUAUCUUUGACAAAUAGUAAAGUAUGUGUUUGCUCUAAAUGUACCAUUUAUGACAGUUUACAUAACUCUGAUAGUUCUGUUGUAGUAAAAAAUCCCGUAGAGUCAAACGAUCAUUCUGUAGUGGAAACGUCAUCAGAAGUUACUAAUGUUAUAUCUAAGAGUGACACAUAUACGGUAAAACUAGAUAAAUCUAAUAGUACUUCAGAUAAACUUUCAUGUAAAAAAGCACUGCAAGAUCUAGACAAGGCGUUUCCUUGUUAUGCUUGCUUAAACAAUGAGAGUGAAAGCCAAAUUACAAUUCUCAAUGAAAAUAGAUCAUUGGCUGAAUUUGACUUUGAAAAAAGUUUAGACGCAAAUACGCAGGUGCAUCUUCCUUUAGCCAAAGAAAACGUCAGUGAAAAUCUUGGACUAAAAAUAGAUUCAGGGCAGCCAUGUCUUGAGAUAAUGAUCGAGAAGCCAAACACGGAAAUCAGUGUGGGAAUAAAGGGUAUCUUCGAUAAUAAGCCCACUGUAGAAAAGCCAAGUAAAAUUCCUAAGAGAGUUCCACAAACAUUGACCCUCCAGUUGACGUGUCAAUCGUCUAAGAAACAAGAAAAUCGGCUGGCGAGUACUAACAAAAGCUUAAUACCGCAACGAAAAAAACCACCAGUGGACGACAUGGUGAUCCAAGAUAAAAAAACUACACACAAAGAUAAAAAUAAAUUAAACGAAACUUUGUAAUGUUGUAAAUUAAUAUAAGUAUCUCUAAAACUUUGAGUUGUUAAAAUGGUAUUAUAUUAUCACCUUGAAAGUAAUUAAACUUUGUAAAUGUUUAUUUGUAGUGUACAUAUUAUUGCUCGGUUUGUAUUAUUUUGAUAUCCAAUUUACAGUACUUCUAUUCUAUCUUAUAGAGAAUAUUUCCUAAAGUGAACAAACAGAGUUUAUGGAAAUGUGCUAAAGUAAAGAUAUGUAAUUUCAAUUUUGCUCUCCGUAGGUCAUGAUCG